UGUCUGCUGGUAAACAAUUUGUGCUGCUGCUUGGGCACAAGUAUUUAUUUACGCAUUCUUCUUCUCCCACCCAUCCCCCGUUUCAACAUACUGUUUGUGUCUCUUUGCUUUAUUUUUCACUUUUUGUUCAUUCGUCUCGGUAUAAAAAAUUUAUACUUUGUUCACCCUGUAAUUUAGCCUUCAACAUACCCAAAACGAUUGAUUAAUAAUGGAGGCCUGUGGUAUUUGGGGUCUGAGGAUCCUUCCCAACAAGACCUACUCGCAAACCGUCGAUGCGGCUUUCCGCCUCACCAACGCCGCGUUCACCACCACCGUUGCGAAUGCCUCGAGCCGCACGUCUGUGGUUCUGACCAUUGACAAGAAGGCCAGCUUUGUUCUGUGCUCUUUGACUCCGGGCGGCGAGGUCAUCACCUUGGAGACCCAGGGUGACAACGAGAUUGACCUUACGGGCAACUUUAACGACUCGGACGAUGAGGAGGGCACCGACAUUGAUCUCAGCACGCUCGACGCCGACCAGAUCCAGGAGCUCAUCAAGCUUGGCUAUCUCAACCCCGAGGACGCGUUGGAAAACGGAGAUGAUUCCGACGAGGAGUAUGACUCGGAGGAUGCCGAGACCGACGGUCGUAUUCGCGAGAUCACCGAUGAGGAGGAGGCUGAGCUUGUUGAGGAGGUUGUUGAGGAGCCCCCGGUUAAGGAGAAGGCCAAGCUGGCUGAGAAGAAGGCCAAGCAGGAGGCUGAGAAGAAGGCCAAGCAGGAGGCUGAGAAGAAGGCCAAGCAGGAGGCUGAGAAGAAGGCCAAGGCUGAGGCUGAGAAGCCCAAGGCUGAGGCCGAGAAGAAGGCCAAGUCCAAUGUCCGCGAGGUUGGCGGUGUCAUGGUCGAGACCCAGAAGGAGGCCAAGAACGGACAGCGCGUCGCCAUGUACUACAUCGGCAAGCUGACCAGCGGCAAGGUCUUUGACCAGAACACCAAGGGCAAGCCCUUCUGGUUCCGCCUGGGCGCCGGCGAGGUCAUCAAGGGCUGGGACAAGGGUAUCCUCGGCAUGAAGCGCGGCGGCGAGCGUCGUCUGACCAUCCCCGCCAGCAUGGCCUACGGCAAGCGCGGCGCUCCCCCAGAUAUUCCCGGCAACGCCACCCUGGUCUUUGACAUCCGUUUGAUUGACUUUAAGUGAUCCCCGUAUGUUUUAUUUAUAUUUUCCUCAUUACAAAUUGAUUGUCUUUUUUCCUAUGCGACAAUACCAAAAAAAAGUA
Molecule: messenger RNA, 1247 nt
Organism: Kickxella alabastrina
Lineage: Eukaryota; Fungi; Kickxellomycota; Kickxellomycetes; Kickxellales; Kickxellaceae
Exons: 7
Coding region: 209-1168 (319 amino acids)
Cellular component (GO): chromatin; nucleolus
Molecular function (GO): macrolide binding; peptidyl-prolyl cis-trans isomerase activity
Source: RefSeq, a predicted model, not a curated record